UCCUUCAUCCUGCUUCAUCAUCCUUCAUCCUCUUUCAUCAUCCUUCAUCCGGCUGCAGAAUGACCCGCUUAGAUCCGCCUCUGAACCGGGCGAGCCCCCGUGGCUGGACCGAGGUGUCUCAGAAGUGCAGUUUUUCUCACGGCAUCAUGAAGGAACAGAGGGAACAGGACAGUGGAUAUUUCUCUUUGGGGAGGGCUGCGGUCAGCAGAACUUUCCCUGAUCAAAGCCCUUCUGCUCCCUAUCGGCAUUUAGAGAGAGGGCAUCCCCUGCCUAGCAACAAAAGUCCCGAACCCAAAGCCACCAUUCCAUUUCGAAACCCGGAUCUGGGCGUCCCUUCAGAAAGGAGAUCCUCUGAGUUUCAGAAUGCAGAGCAGCUUGCAAAAAACAAUCCUCCGCAGUAUCCUCCAGAAGCGCUGGAUCUAAGCCUGGAGGACAAGGCCCUUGCAGGUCCCCGGGGCCUGAGUUACACACCUAUCAACCAAGAUGAAUCUUUCUGGGCCUCCAGUCGAAGAGGUGGACGAUAUGCCCACACUUCUCCCUUGUGGCAAUCGGGAACGCUCAACUCUUCCCAAAGAGGUUGUGGCCUCUCCCGUUCCUCCUCUCCCUCUCGUAGUACCUCUGUGUUCAGACAGGCCGAGUCCAGCUCCUCUCUCAACACGCGUCAGUAG
Molecule: messenger RNA, 668 nt
Organism: Carassius carassius (crucian carp)
Lineage: Eukaryota; Metazoa; Chordata; Actinopteri; Cypriniformes; Cyprinidae
Exons: 3
Coding region: 60-668 (202 amino acids)
Source: RefSeq, a predicted model, not a curated record